Messenger RNA from Mangifera indica (mango), 4801 nucleotides. Its product is annotated as auxilin-like protein 1. The coding region runs from base 149 to 4576 and encodes 1475 amino acids. NCBI's taxonomy places the organism in Eukaryota, Viridiplantae, Streptophyta, Magnoliopsida, Sapindales, Anacardiaceae. The record is from RefSeq and is a predicted model, not a curated record. Gene Ontology annotation, molecular function: clathrin binding. Gene Ontology annotation, cellular component: intracellular membrane-bounded organelle; cytoplasm; vesicle. The transcript has 8 exons. Gene Ontology annotation, biological process: clathrin-dependent endocytosis; clathrin coat disassembly.
UGUGUUCGCUUUUCCGUCGUCCUGCUCCUGUUUCUGCAGAGACUCUGCAGACAGGAGAGAGACAGAGAGAGAGAGAGAGAGGUUAACAUAAACUGAACUCAAAAAGCAAAAACAAUAACCCAAACAAACCCUAGAAACUCUCCUUUUCAUGGAAAAUCUCUCACAUUCUCGGCAACCAAGCAAGUCCUCUGCUUCUCACUCCAAAAAAUCAUGCAAUGCCACCAACCUACCCUCUAGAACUACUUAUGAUGACGUCUUCGGAGGUCCUCCGAAGUUCUCUGCUCCGACUCUCGCUCCACGAGUCGAGGAUUACAGCGAAAUUUUCGGUGGCUUUCAAACCUCACGCGCCGCCUCCAUACCCGUGCUCGAUCUUCCAUUACUCGAGGAGGAAGAUGUCUUCUUUGAUGUUCGGAGCUCUGGCUUUGACUAUGAUGAAGUUUUUGGGGGUUAUGGUGAUCUUGAUUCUGCUGUUUCCUUUGAGGAAUUGAUAAUGGAACGAAAAGACGUCGUCACUGGUGAUGUUGACUCCUCUGAAGAAGCUUGGACCCCGCUGGAAUCUGAAUCUUUGUCAGAAGAAUCUGAUCAUUCUGGAAAGAAUCAUAGCAUGUCAAAUGGAGAUUCUUACGAGUCAAUUGAUGACACCAUGGAGUUCAACAUAUCCUAUCAUAAAGCUAGUCAAGGAAGUGAUGAAGACAUGUCAAAUGGGAUUACACAUGUGACUCAGCUACAAGCGGUUCCAGGAUUUACUUUUCUGGUUGAUAAAACCACCUCCUUGGAGAAUGUAUAUGAAAAUCCACCCUUGCAGGUGACUGAUGAAAACAAUUUUCACAUGGAUUUUAGUGGGGGAAUGAUAAAAGAUAAAAAUCUCAGAAAAACCAUGUCACAACCCUUUAGUCGUAGUGCUGGUGAACAGACAUUUGAAAAUGGCCUUAAAUCACAAAAAGGGUAUGGCAGAAACAACUCUCUCCCUAACGAAACAUUUGUAACUGUUUCUGAAAUAAGCCUUAGAACUCAACCUUUAGAAGUGCCCCCUCCCCGCCGGCCAGCACCUCUAUUUGAUGUGAAAAAGGGAGAUUCCAGUAGCGAGGUUAAAAACUGUAAAACUACUUCUCAAGGGACUGCAGGUGAUACUUCUCCUCCUUUCUUUGAUGUGGAGGUAGAUGCAAGUUCAUCUGCUGCAGCUUCUGCUGCUGCUAUGAAAGAAGUAAUGGAGAAAGCUGGAGCAAGACUGAAGACUGCGAAAGAACUGUUAGAGAGGAAGAAGGAGGGUGUUCAACGCCGCAAGAAUGAGAAGAAGGAGAUGGAGGGAAAGUCGUUUGCAAAUGUGGAUGGUUCCAGUUGUCUAAAAGAUGAGGAUUUGUGUGUCACUUUUGAAAGGCAUGACAUUGUUAUGAAGCAAAAAGGUACCAAGACAACAAAGGCAGUUGCAGAUUUAGUAGAAGGAGAAAAGUUUUUCAAGAUUGAUAAAGCUUUGCUGGAUAAGCAUGGACGACCUGAUAGAAUUGAUGGAGCUAGUGAGUGGAAAGAAGAAACACAAUUUUUUGAAUUAGUGAAAACAGAUAGAUCCACUUUCGAGCAGGCAAAGAGUAAAGAAAUUUUGGUGCCAAAUGCACAAGUUCAUGAGCACAGGCCGAAGAUAAAAAAGGCAAAUAGUGAAGAUCCCAAAUCAGGGGAAAAUGAGAAGAAGCUAAAGGUUGCCAAAGAAGCCUGUGAACAUCAGGAAAGAAAUGAGAGAUCAGACUCUAAAGCAGCUCGCAAGCAUAAAGGGCAUGAUAAGAAGCUAAAAGUGGCUCAAGAAGUUUGUCAGCAGGGAGAGAAUGAGAGGAAAUUUGGAGUGGUUCGAGAUCUUGUGGAUAUUGAGAAGAAACCAAGUGGAUCUGAUGAAUCAGAAAAGAAUGUUAAUGUGGCCAAGCAUCAGAUAAAGGGAAAUACAUCUGAAGGUCAUAAAGGUAUUAAGCAUCAAGUGUUUGAGCAACCGCUGAAAGAGACCAGGAGAAGUGUGGAAAAAGAAACAAGCUUCAAGGUCUUUUGUGAACAAGUAGACGACGAAAAAAGACAAAGGGAGUCGUUUGAGCUGGUAGAAAAUAAGAACAAGUAUAAACAGGAUGUUGAACAAGUAGAGUAUGAGAAUAGGCUGAAGAAGGCUGUAGAGCAGGAAGAAAAAGAUGAGAGAAAGAAGGUUGUUGAGCAGAAAGAAAAAGAUAAGAGAUUCAGAAAGGAUGCUGAGCAGAAAGUAAAAGAUCGGAGAUUGGAGAAGGUUGCUGAGCAGGAAGAACUAGAUUGGAGAUUAGGGAAGGUUGCUGAGCAGGAAGAAAAAGUGAAGAGAUUAAAAAAGGUUGCUGAGCAGGAAGAAAAUGAUAAGAGAUUGAAGAAGGUUGCUGAGCAGGAAGAGAAUGACAAGAAAUGGAAGGAAGCUCACAAAAGAGAAGAUGCUGAGAAGAGAGCGAGGGAGGCUCUUGAGCAGAUAGAGAAUGAGAAGAGACGUAAAGAGGAGAAUGAGAAACAAGCUGAGAAGAGAGCGAGAGAAGCUCUUGAGCAGAUAGAGAAUGAGAAGAGACUUGAAGAGGAGAAUGAGAAACAAAGGCAAGUUUUUGAACAAGAGCAGAAAACAAGGAGGCUAAAAGAGGCUUGUGAACAUGAAGAGAAUGACAAGAAGCAAACACAAGCUCCUGAAAUAGGAAAAAAUGAGAAGAGACAUGAAGCACCUCUUGAGAAAGAAGAAAAUGAAAGAAAACAGAGAGAGGCUUCUGAAAGUGAAGAAACUGAGAAGAGACUUAAAGAGGCUCAUGAAGUUGAGGAGAAGGAAAAGAAGCCUGAAAUUGCUGGUGACACCGCAGACCUGAAAGGAUUAAGCGAAUCACAUGAGCAAAUCCAAUUGCAUGAAAAUGGUAAGAAGCUGAAAAUGGCUGAAGAGCCUCAUUUGUACAUGGAGGGAGAAGUUCUUGGUGUGUCAGGCAAGGCAUGUAUGCUGAAUAACGAUGAGAACAUUCCAGCAACUCAACCAACUGGCCUAUGUGAGGAGAACAGUCAGAUAGAACAAGUCACUCAAAGAGCCUUUGUGCAUGGAGAAAAUGUUAAGAUUCUGUCUGAAAGUAGAGAUCAUGAAACGAAACUGGAAGGAGUUGAAACCAUGAAUGUACUGAAAAACAGAACUUUUGAAUUAUCUGGUACAGCCCAAGGCAACUUAGAACAUGAAGAGUGCGGAAUUAAGAAAGAAGAUAUUGUAGAACAGAAUGUGAAAAAAGGAGAAUCUGAAGGUGGUAUCGGAACAGAGAAAACUAAUAUUGUCUUCCAGGUAGACUCUGAUACUAAAAAAGAAGGGAGGAAAUUUGCUGAUGAACGGAAGGAGAGAGAAAAUAAUGUCAAGCAGGCCGAAGUUGGCUUGAAUCAGAAGGAAAAUAAGGACAAAUUCAUGCCAAAUCAACCAGUGAAGGAAUCUGUUCAAAAUGGAAGGAAACUGGAUGCUGAUCAGCCAUCGGUGUUGGAAGGGAAAGGAAACAUCCAGAAAACAGCUCAAUGGGUGAACACAAUCAACAGUGCUGAAAGAAAAGAUAAGAAUUUCCAGGAGACUCUUAUUUUGGAAGAGAAAGAAGUUGAAAAGAUGAAAAGGGAGAGAGAACUGGAAAAGGAACGUCUAAGGAGGAUAGAAGAAGAGAGGGAGAGAGAGAGGGAAAGAGAGAAAGAUAGGAUGGCUGUCGAUAUCUCAACACUUGAAGCUCGUGGGAGGGCAGAAAAAUCUGCUGUGGAGAGAGCAACUGCUGAAGCUCGACAAAGAGCUUUGGCAGAGGCCCGGGAAAGAUUGGAGAAGGCUUGUGCAGAGGCUAAGGAGAAAUCAUUAGCUGAUAAGGCAUCUAUGGAGGCCAGACUGAGGGCAGAGCGUGCAGCUGUAGAGAGAGCAACUGCUGAGGCUCGAGAGCGUGCUGUGGAGAAAGCAAUGGCAGACAGGGCUGCUUUUGAGGCGAGAGAACGUGGGACUUUUUCAGAUAAGUUAUCUACUUCCAGAAACGGUACAAUGAGACCAAGUUCAUCCAAUGAUCUACAGGAUCAGAAAUAUCAGAGUGCUGGCUCCUUUAGUGGUUCAAGAUAUCCAUAUUCCUCGGCUCAUGUUGCUUCAUAUAAUACUGAGAGAUCCGAAGAGAUUGAAGGUGAAUCAGCUCAGAGGUGUAAAGCCAGACUAGAAAGGCAUCGUCGUACAGCUGAACGGGCGGCAAAAGCUCUUGCAGAAAAGAAUAUGCGUGAUCUUCUUGCUCAAAGAGAGCAAGCUGAAAGAAAUAGACUAGCAGAAACACUGGAUGCUGAUGUCAAGAGGUGGUCAAGCGGAAAGGAAGGCAACCUACGGGCUUUGCUUUCAACAUUGCAAUAUAUCCUUGGGCCUGAUAGUGGUUGGCAUCCAAUUCCGUUGACUGAAGUCAUAACUUCUGCUGCUGUAAAGAAAGCUUACAGGAAAGCCACUCUUUGUGUUCAUCCCGACAAAUUACAACAAAGAGGUGCAAGUAUCCAUCAGAAGUACAUUUGCGAGAAGGUUUUUGAUCUUCUCAAGGAAGCUUGGAACAAAUUCAACUCAGAAGAGCGGUAGGUCAAACUUAGUGUGUAUGCUGAAUGCAUAAUUGCACUCAUCCUGUAAAUUUAUACCGCUUGUAAGUAACAUAUCAAUCAUGUCUAUUUGAUAAUUCAAGUCAUCUAUGUAGUUCGCAAAUCUAGGCUAAGCUUAGCUUAAAGAAAUAGGUAUGAAACAAACAUUUGUUAAAAGAAAAUGGGUAUAUUCGUUUAAAUAUAUGAAGCUCUUUAUUUAUUCUGCAAA